Naegleria gruberi is the source of this 534-nucleotide messenger RNA. RefSeq lists its product as uncharacterized. Gene Ontology annotation, molecular function: calcium ion binding. The transcript has 2 exons. The record is from RefSeq and is a predicted model, not a curated record. NCBI's taxonomy places the organism in Eukaryota, Heterolobosea, Eutetramitea, Acrasida, Naegleriidae. Bases 1 to 534 code for a protein of 177 amino acids.
AUGCCAAAGAAGAAGCCUUCAUUUGAUGACUCGGAUCAUGAAUCGGAAGAAGAAGUUGAAGAAGUAAUUUCUAGGAAUCAUCCUGUAACAAUAUCAGAUGAUCAAAUAAUAUCGGAUUUAUGGGAAGUUUUCAAUUCGAUAGAUAAAAAUCAGGAUGGUGUUAUAACGUUUAUGGAAUUAAAAAUCAUGCUUAAACGAUUAAAUCAAUUUAGUUCGGAUGCUGAAGUGCAGUCGAUGAUUAAAAAUGUAGCAGAGAGUAAUGAUUUGGUAGAUUUUCAAAACUUUGUUCGUGUGUUUAUGGAUUCAUAUAGGGACAGUGUUUUGAACGGAAAAGAAUUAAAGGAUGCAUUCUCUUUAUUUGAUACAAAUGAUGAUGGAAAGGUUAGCAAGGCAGAAAUGAGAAAUGUAAUGAAAAAGAUUGGUCUAUCAAUGAUCAUGUCUGAUGCUGAGCUUGAUCAAUUAUUUGGCAUGGUUGAUAAAGAUGGCGAAGGAAAUAUUGACUUUGAUCAAUUUGUGCAACUCUUCUUAAUGUAA